Peronospora matthiolae is the source of this 384-nucleotide messenger RNA. NCBI's taxonomy places the organism in Eukaryota, Oomycota, Peronosporomycetes, Peronosporales, Peronosporaceae. The record is from the annotation of a GenBank genome assembly.
AUGGAGGUGGAGGAGGAGGAGGGAAAGACGCUCUCCACACGAUCAUGUGGAUCGGUGUGUUCCCGAGAGUUUUUUGAUCGCGUAACGCAAGGGUUACGCGACGAUCUCGAGCAUGAGCGGAAUAGGCGUCUCCAGAUGGUGGACACUGCCUCGAAGCAUCGAGCUGAGUUUGCCUUUGCUCAGCUUGAGAACGAGAGAUCUCUGACAUCUCUUCGUGACGAGCUAAGGGUAGCUCGUGGGAUUGUUGAUCGGUCUCGGGCUGAGAUAACUGCUCUUCAGACCCUUGUUGAUGCCCACCAUCGGGAGCACAAGGCUCUCUGCGAGAUGCUUGAGCGCAAGGGCGUUCUUCAUCGGAAGAAGCAGCGUACUGAUGGUACGGCUUAA